This is a messenger RNA of Paracoccidioides brasiliensis Pb18, 180 nucleotides long. RefSeq lists its product as uncharacterized. The record is from RefSeq and is a predicted model, not a curated record. The transcript is spliced from 2 exons. The coding region runs from base 1 to 180 and encodes 59 amino acids.
AUGAGUAUUCAAGCCACCAGUGUGACGACCAUGUACGCAUGUCGACCUGGUGACAGGAGUGGUAAGGGGGAAAUGCGUUGUGAUGAUAUAGCAACAACGUUGUCAGGUGUAAUUUCCAAGCUCGAUUUUCUUCUCAAGUCCACCUCGCCUAAUGGUAAUGCCGUUCAAGGCAAAGGCUAA